Molecule: messenger RNA, 330 nt
Organism: Xylona heveae TC161
Lineage: Eukaryota; Fungi; Ascomycota; Xylonomycetes; Xylonales; Xylonaceae
Exons: 3
Coding region: 1-330 (109 amino acids)
Source: RefSeq, a predicted model, not a curated record
AUGAAGUCCAAAAAUGCGCGCUUCUCUCAAAUAAGUGGCGCAGAUUCUACACGAUGGAUCAAUGCAGCAUUGACCAUCAAGAAGUCUGAUCUCAGCGAGAUCAACAUCGAUGCAACUCUGGAAAAUGACUUGCACAAGGCGAGCGAGUACAAGAACAAACGCAACGCCGCCGCUCAUGUCUCGAGUGGUGCCUUUGGUCGAGCACUAUGCUCGAACUUUGGCAGAAAGCACGCUUUGCCAAAAUGGCGAACCAUGUUCCGCUACACUUAUGAAGAUACUCCAGAGAAAUUGGCGGAGAAGGAGCUCCAAAAGCUCGCACGGGGAGAGUAG